Molecule: messenger RNA, 709 nt
Organism: Bemisia tabaci
Lineage: Eukaryota; Metazoa; Arthropoda; Insecta; Hemiptera; Aleyrodidae
Gene: Roc2
Product: Regulator of cullins 2
Molecular function (GO): zinc ion binding
Source: RefSeq, a predicted model, not a curated record
CUUUCUUUUACGUUCGUUUGUUUUGAUUUGAUGUCAGACAGACUUUCCCAUUUAAAAUGUGUGCAUUAAUUAAUUUAAAAUUCUCUUGAUUCAUAGUCUGCAUACGUCGUGACGGUAGUUUAUAUUGUGCUCUCUCACGCCACCAGCCCGUUUGUAGUUUCCGUAUUUCUUAGCCAUCAGUAAAAUGGAUAAAAACGACGCUGAUGGAGACUCUUCAAAAAAUGACAAGAUGUUCACUCUGAAGAAAUGGAAUGCGGUCGCCAUGUGGAGCUGGGAUGUUGAAUGUGACACUUGUGCCAUUUGCCGUGUCCAAGUCAUGGAUUCGUGCUUGCGUUGCCAGGCGGAGAGCAAGCAAGACUCCCGCUACGGACGGCAGGACUGCGUCGUCGUGUGGGGCGAGUGCAACCACUCUUUCCACUACUGCUGCGUCUCCCUCUGGGUGAAACAGAACAACCGCUGCCCCCUCUGCCAGCAGGAAUGGUCCAUCCAGCGUAUGGGCAAGUGAGGCACCGUCUCGCCGCCGACCCUACCCCUACCUCAACCAAAAUUCUCCAAAAUGGCUCAAUCGAAUCGGAUUUUAUUUUUAACGCGCAGCUAACUGGUGGCAGUUCGCGUCUGCGCCGCGUCUUAAUCAUGGUUUUUUUCUAGAUGUACAUAACGUGUAAAACAUGUAAAAAUAUUCAUUGCAAUAAAGUUUUUCGCAUAAUAA